AGAAGCAGGAAGGCUGGCGCUGGCUCCGGGCUGCUGGCUGGGGCUUGGCUGGACCCCGGGGCUCCCAAGAACCCCCUUGCCCGUGCUGCGCCGGCCUGGGAGGGGUGUCCCCGUCCCCGACUGGACCCCGACACCAUGAGUGCCUGUGUCCGCCAAGGCAACGAGACCCAAUGUCCUGCUGGAUAGUUUCCUGGUGGCGAAGGCCCUCGAGGACCCCGGCGGAGUAGACGGGCCCCAGCCCGGGAGGACCUCACGCCAGGUGUCGUGGGAGGAGGUCGCGGCCACCAGCACAGGAGCCCCCGGGCGCUGCCUGUGACCCUCCGGCCCCGUCAUCAUGGCCAAGCCGGGCCGGGAGGUGGAGCUGAGCCGCCUGGUCCAGGACCGGCUGCCUGGCCCGGUGGCCCAGGGGAACAGGCCCCUCAACCUGGCCGACCACCUCCCCAAUGUGCCCAGCUACCGGCCCCCCCUCACCCGCAUUCCCGUCCUCGUCUCCCGGAGAACGGCCUUGUCCAGCUCCAGCUUCGCCAAGGAAACCAGGAGCUCCGUCCGUCUCCUAGUGCCCGCCACAAAGCAGCACCCAGAGGUGCAGGUGGAGGACGCAGACGCUGACCGCCAGCCGCUCAUCGUGGAGGAGAAGCCGGCCUCACCGGAGCGGCCGCCACCGUCGCCCGCCAAAUCGGACACCCUCGCCGUGCCGGGAUCAGCCGCCGGGACCCACAGGAAGCGGCUGCCCUCCCACGAUGACGAGGCUGAGGAACUUAGGGCGCUGUCUCCGGCCGAGUCCCCGGUGGUCGCCUGGUCGGACCCCACCACGCCGCAGGGCACUGAUGGCCAGGACCGCGCGGCCUCCACGGCCAGCCAGAACAGCGCCGUCAUCAACGACCGGCUACAGGAGCUGGUGAAGCUCUUCAAGGAGCGGACGGAGAAGGUCAAGGAGAAGCUCAUCGACCCGGAUGUCACCUCCGACGAGGAGACCCCCAAGCCCUCCCCGGCCAAGAAGCCCUCGGAGCCGGCCCCGGAGGAGAAGCCGGCAGAGGCGGAGCAGCCGGAGGAGGAGCACUACUGCAACAUGCUGUGCUGCAAGUUCAAGCGCCGGCCCUGGAAGAAGUACCAGUUUCCCCAGAGCAUCGACCCCCUGACCAACCUGAUGUACAUCCUGUGGCUGUUCUUCGUGGUGCUGGCCUGGAACUGGAACCUCUGGCUGAUCCCCGUGCGCUGGGCCUUCCCCUUCCAGAGGCCGGACAACAUCCACCUGUGGAUGAUGAUGGAUUACCUGUGCGACCUCAUCUACCUCCUGGACAUCACCGUCUUCCAGCUGCGCCUGCAGUUUGUCAGGGGGGGGGACAUCAUUACGGACAAGAAGGAAAUGCGGAACAACUACCUGAAGUCGCGGCGCUUUAAGAUGGACGUGCUCUGCCUUCUGCCUUUGGACUUUUUCUACCUGAAGGUGGGGGUGAACCCCCUCCUCCGCCUGCCCCGCUGCCUGAAGUACUUGGCCUUCUUCGAGUUUAACAACCGCCUGGAAGCCAUCCUCAGCAAAGCCUACGUCUACAGGGUCAUCAGGACCACGACCUACCUGCUCUUCAGUCUCCACGUCAACUCCUGCCUCUACUACUGGGCCUCCGACUACCAGGGCAUUGGCUCCACCACCUGGGUUUACGACGGUGUGGGGAACAGCUAUGUCCGCUGCUUCUACUGGGCCGUGAAGACCCUCAUCACCAUCGGCGGCCUGCCUGACCCGCAGACGCUCUUCGAGAUCGUCUUCCAGCUCCUGAACUACUUCACGGGCGUCUUCGCUUUCUCCGUGAUGAUUGGACAGAUGAGGGACGUGGUGGGGGCGGCCACCGCCGGCCAGACCUAUUACCGCAGCUGCAUGGACAGCACCGUCAAGUACAUGAACUUCUACAAGAUCCCCCGGACCGUGCAGAACCGGGUCAAGACCUGGUACGAGUACACCUGGCACUCACAAGGCAUGCUGGACGAGUCGGAGCUGAUGGUGCAGCUUCCCGACAAGAUGCGGCUGGACCUCGCCAUCGACGUGAACUACGACAUCGUCAGCAAAGUGGCGCUCUUCCAGGGCUGUGACCGGCAGAUGAUCUUCGACAUGCUGAAGCGGCUGCGCUCCGUCGUCUACCUGCCCAACGACUACGUGUGCAAGAAGGGGGAGAUCGGCCGCGAGAUGUACAUCAUCCAGGCCGGCCAGGUGCAGGUCCUGGGCGGCCCCGACGGGAAGUCCAUACUGGUCACGCUGAAGGCCGGAUCUGUGUUUGGAGAGAUAAGCUUGCUGGCCGUGGGGGGCGGGAACCGGCGCACGGCCAACGUGGUGGCCCACGGCUUCACCAACCUCUUCAUCCUGGACAAGAGGGACCUGAAUGAAAUCCUGGUGCACUACCCCGAGUCCCAGAAGCUGCUCCGGAAGAAGGCCAGGCGCAUGCUGAGACAGAACAAGUCCAAGGAGGAGAAGAAGAGCGUGCUCAUCCUCCCCCCGCGCGCGGGCACCCCCAAGCUCUUCAAUGCCGCCCUGGCAGCAGCAGGGAAGAUGGGUGGCAAAGGCGGCGGCAAGCUGGCACACCUGCGGGCGCGACUCAAAGAGCUGGCAGCACAGGAGGCAGCGGCCAGGCAGCAGCAGCUGCAGGAGCAACAGGCCAAGGGCGCAGAAGGAGAAGCAGGAGGGGCCGCAGCGGACCAGCCCACAGCCCCAGCGGGGGCCGCCCCGGACCAGGCCGCCCCACCAGCACCUGCCCCACCGGCACCUGCCCCACCGGCACCUGCCCCAGGGGCAUCUGCGCCGGCGCCCCCAGAGGCUCCGGCCGCUCCGGCCGCUCCGGCCGCUCCGCCCGCAGAGGCAGGCGGGGAAGGCGCGGCCGGGCCCUCGGAGCCCGCGGUGCGGAUCCGCAUGAGCCCGGGCCCGGACUCCGGGGAGCAGACGCUGUCGGUGGAGGUCCCCGAGAAGAAGAAGGACGGGGAGUGAGGCGCGGGUCCGGCAGGUGCUCUGAGGUUCCCGACCGCUAAGCUCCCCAGCCCCUGAGCGCGCCCCGGCUCCUGAGCGCCCCAACCCCAGCGUGCGCCCGUCUCUGAGCGCCCCAGUCCUUGAGCGCGCCCCAACCCCAGCGUGCGCCCGUCUCUGAGCACCCCAGUCCUUGUGCGCGCCCCAGACCCCGUGCGCCCCAACCCCAGCGUGCGCCCGUCUCUGAGCGCCCCAGCCCUCGCGCGCGCCCCAGGCCCUGUGCGCCCUCCCGUCGCCUCUGCGCACCCCGUGCCCCGCCGCCGUGCACCCAAACGGAGACACCCCACUAUCAAAGGGGCAGCGACUCUGGUUCCCUGCCAUUGCUUCCUGCAGGCAGAUCCCCAAGUUCAAUUUCCUAACACUCAUCCCGAAGCACCCCCCGCCCCCCCCCCCCGCUGCUCCUCUUUUUAAGGAACAAAAUCGGUGUUUUCGGUUCCAAGUUGCCUGGUGGUGUGUGUGUGGGAGUGGGGGGGGAGGGGGGGCGGGGAGGGACGGUGGGUGGAGAGCGACUCCCCCACCAGGAGAAGCAAAGGGUUUUGCACGUUUGGGGUCUCCGCUCCCAAAUGGCUCUCUCGUGUAAAGGCUAGAAAGCGUUUCUGCAGGAAGGAGGGAGACUGUGGGGAUGAGGGGCCAGGAUUGACCCCAAGUUUCUUUGCUCGGUGCCACGUGGUGUGGGGAGCGCUCUCUCUCCCCCACACCCCCCCCCCCGCCCCUUCCCGGUUUCAGUUGGAGCGAAGAGAGCAGGCGUGGUUUCUGUUCCGUGCCCCUUGCCCUCUUCUCCUCAGCCAGGACUAAUCUGUCACUUGCAUUGACACCCUUGCUGUAGAUGACGGGAGCAAUUCAUUAAUUUUUUAAUUGACGCCAGAAGACGAAAUCUCUCAGCUGACAGCACUUAGCUUGCUGGAUUUCUCCAGAUCCUAUCUUUUUUACGUUUCCCAAAAAAAAGGAAAAAAGAGAAAAGAAAAGGGGAAAAAAGCCAGUUAUUUAGCCAGUGACUAUUUGAGGUAGUUUUAGCUGCAUAUCGAUUGGUCCUUGGGGGGGAUUAAAACCAAAACCUAGACUUGGAGGGAGAAGGGCUUUGUUUUCUAGAGCAUCCUGAGCGGGAAGGCGAGGGAUUCCAGCAGGCUCUGCCCCUGGGAACCACAGUCGCUGGGACACCAGGAGCUGCAGGGCUGGGGGCUCUGGGGGCUGCUCUGUGCAUCUGAUGCAAGCAGGGGAGCUCCUCGGGGCUGGCCUAGGCCUACCCAAAUUCCAGAUAACGCCAGAAUUUCCAGCCCACGGCCCACCCUGUGACCCAAACCCUCACACUGGAAACGAAUGAUGAGGGUCCGCGUGGUUAUUUUGCCCUUUUAUUAAUUUGUCGGGAGGGGCACACCCGUUAGUGUUCAGGGGUAACUCCUGGUUCCGCACUCAGGAACUACUCCUGGUGGUAUUCGGGGACCAUGUAGGAUGCCGGGGAUUGAACCUGGGUCGGCCAUGUGCAAGGCAUAUGCCCUCCCCGCUGUGCUAUUGCUUUGGCCCUUAUUUUACCCUUUUAAAAAGCUGUUAUUAAUUUGUUUUCAUAGGACCAACACAUCUAGAUGGGUGCAAAGGGAUGCCUAUUAAAGUCCUCCCCGAGGCCUGGCCUCCCACGUCCCCCCUUUCUCUGAGACGGACAUGAUUUCCCUGGCAAACACUGCUUUAGAAUAGGGAAGCCUGGAGGGUCUGGUACGGUUUUCCUCCCCCACCCCUUUGAUCGCCUGUAUCAGCGCAUCCUACACAUUCUCAGAUCCGUGCACGAGGCUGCAUCCAUCUUUAGCAAGUAUUUCGAUGUAUCAAUCAAGUAAACGUACUGGCCUUUGGUAGUUGGCAGGACACUCCCAGGGCACCUUCACUGUGAGAUCCUAUUUUAUAAGGAAACCUUUUUUUUUUUAAUAUAUGAAUGUACUUAUACUUGUAGAAACCAACUCUUGAAUAUAUGCUGCUUAUUACACAAAGAGAAAUUUGAUGUUCCCCAAAAAAUUGUCUUCUAAGGAAAGCUGAUUUUGUCUUAUUAUUUUGGUUUUGGGGUCACACCCAGCGAUGUUCAGGGGUUACUCCUGACUCUGCACUCGGGAAUCCCUCCUUAUGAGACUCAAGGCAUUGUGUGAGAUUACGGGGGAUGAAACUCAGGUUUGCCACAUACAAGGCAAAUGCCCUCCCCGCUGUCCUGUCGCUCCCGCCCCAGAAUGCUGGUUUUGAAAGGAGAGUUGAAGUGAAUUAACUCCAGGGAGUUAUCUUGCUGAACUUGACACUUUCACUGAACGUAGACAUUAGAACGAUUGCACUUGAACUGGCCGAGUAGAACGGGACCGAUGGUGGGGUGGACACGGGAUGGAGUGUGUGGGUAAGAACUGCGAUUCUGUGUUUCUGCUGGAAGUAGAAUCUUCGUAUGAUAAGCUGAGCAGGACCUUUAUACAUGUCGAAUCUCUAUUACUUUAAAAUGUCCCCACCUUUCCUGCAUUUGUGUAUACAAAGAAUAAUAGCAGCUUGUUUUUUAAGAACACUUCCAUGUUUUAAAUACAAUUAAAACCAAGGAGCUAUUUAAAAUUUCAGUAUGGAAAUGUCUUCAGCUACCUGGACGAUUUCCAUCCCUGUCUUGACAAACACAGAUACUGCAUUUACAGCCUGGCU
Molecule: messenger RNA, 5659 nt
Organism: Sorex araneus (European shrew)
Lineage: Eukaryota; Metazoa; Chordata; Mammalia; Eulipotyphla; Soricidae
Gene: CNGB1
Product: cyclic nucleotide gated channel subunit beta 1
Exons: 21
Coding region: 335-2971 (878 amino acids)
Biological process (GO): retina homeostasis; monoatomic cation transmembrane transport
Cellular component (GO): plasma membrane; intracellular cyclic nucleotide activated cation channel complex; photoreceptor outer segment
Molecular function (GO): protein-containing complex binding; intracellularly cGMP-activated cation channel activity; cGMP binding
Source: RefSeq, a predicted model, not a curated record